Molecule: messenger RNA, 264 nt
Organism: Podarcis lilfordi (Lilford's wall lizard)
Lineage: Eukaryota; Metazoa; Chordata; Lepidosauria; Squamata; Lacertidae
Source: the annotation of a GenBank genome assembly
AUGUCGAUCAUGGACCACAGCCCGACCACCGGGGUGGUGACGGUCAUCGUCAUCCUGAUCGCUAUUGCCGCUCUGGGCGCCCUGAUUCUGGGCUGCUGGUGUUACCUGCGCCUGCAGAGAAUCAGCCAGUCGGAGGACGAGGAGAGCAUCGUGGGCGAGGGAGAGACCAAAGAGCCCUUCCUCCUGGUGCAGUAUUCUGCCCGCGGGCCGGGCAUGGAGAGGAAAACCAAGCUGACCCCCAACGGCACCGAGGCUCACAGCUAA